Molecule: messenger RNA, 1270 nt
Organism: Vigna radiata var. radiata (mung bean)
Lineage: Eukaryota; Viridiplantae; Streptophyta; Magnoliopsida; Fabales; Fabaceae
Product: ribosomal RNA processing protein 36 homolog
Exons: 10
Coding region: 194-934 (246 amino acids)
Biological process (GO): maturation of SSU-rRNA from tricistronic rRNA transcript (SSU-rRNA, 5.8S rRNA, LSU-rRNA)
Cellular component (GO): 90S preribosome; nucleolus
Source: RefSeq, a predicted model, not a curated record
GUCAUUGUCUUCCCCCGUUUCCUGGUCACAAACCAUUUUUCAUUUUAUGCUUAAUUUCCCAUUCCUUUCAGCCACCAAAUCCGACAGUCAUUUUAAUUUCGCCGCAAAAUCUGAACCUUUUAACUGUUUCCUUCGCCAUUGCUCCUAAAAUACUUGACCUAGGGUAAAGCAGGGAGCCAGAGUCGCAGAAUCCAUGGAAACGCAGUAUGAAAAACUCGAGAGAGAAGACUCUAUUACCGACAGUUCCUCAGAAGACGUGGGUAACAUGACAAAGUUUCAUAAAGAGGAGCAGGAGAUAGAGAAGGAGUUAGCAGAUGUAACGUUUGAGGAAUUGCAGAAAGCACGCUCGAAUGGGGCACAUGCUUUUUUGCGGAAACCCAAAGAAGACAAAAAGUUAAAAAGGGCUAACAAGAAUAGGCCGAUGGAGGCCAGUAGCAAGAAGCCAGUUUCUGCUUUUAGAGAGGUCAUCCAAGCUCCAAAGAAGGUUGUACGUGAUCCAAGAUUUGAAUCUCUUUGUGGUACACUUGACCCUGAAGGGUUUAAGAAGAGGUAUAAUUUCUUAUAUGAAAACGAUCUUCCUGCUGAAAGACAGGCUCUGAAGAAGGAAUUGAAAAAGUAUAAAGAUCCGAAGCGCAUAAGUGAAAUAGAAGAACGAAUAUCAUGGAUUGAAAAACAAAUGAAGUCUGAUUCAACGAAGAAUAUUGAUACAGAAAUAUUGGCGAAUCAUAAAAAGAAAGAGAGAGAAGCAGCAAAGCAGGGGAAACGUCCUUUUUAUCUAAAGAAAUCUGAAGUACGGAAACAAAGGCUGAUUGAGAAAUAUAAUCAGCUCAAGUCAUCGGGCAAACUUGAAGCAUUUGUUGAGAAAAGGAGGAGAAGGAAUGCUGCUAAGGACCACAGAUACAUGCCGUAUCGUAGAUCUGGUGAUGUCGAAUAAAUUUUGUAGCUUCUUAAGCUAUAAUUGUAAACUAGAAUAUAGCACCAAAAAGAAAAGUAAUAUAUGUUUUCUGGCUGCCAGCUUUGGGGAUUGAAUAUUGACGUUUGUUGAUGGCAUCAUGAAAUUUGUUUUGUGACUCUUGAAGGUUUACUAAUUAUCAGGGAAUGAAUUGGUGGCACUUGGCUACUAGGCAGUCUUUUGAGUCUGUAUUAUGUACUUGUAGGAGGGAUGUCUUUUCCAUUAUCAUUAGGUUACUUGUUUAAGGAACCGUUUGUUUAAGAUUUUCUCAGAAAGAAAAUCUGAAUAUGAAAAAAAGGCUUUCUUAUUACUCUUAGA